AUGCUGUCUGCCCACUUUGCCUCUGUCUCGGCAUUCCCGAGUCAUUCCUGGCAAGGGGCGGCAGGUCUACGGGGAAUCCGCGGGUGCUGCCGCGCGGUCUGGUCCAGACCCACCAAGAAAGCGAGGUGCCACUCCCGUUUCCGUGGGUCAAGCGCAUGGAAUUCGAUGUUUUGUAAGACUGCCGGGCCACCAUCGACACUGGAGUGCAACAAAGCAGCGAGCUCUUGUGCCAAGAGCAGGAGAUGGCAGCUAUCCUUGUACCUCUUCCAGAACAUGGAGUCAAGAAGCGUCGCGAGGGAUGUUGUGAGCUUCAACACCGCCAUCAGUGCUGCGAUUCAGGGAGGUAACUGGAGGCUGGCUGCACAGAUAUUUGCGAGCAUCUCAGAAUGUGCCGUGGUUCCAGAUACCAUCAGCUACAACACCACACUCAGUGCGUUUCAAGUGGAAAUGCAUUGGGAUGUGGCUUUGCAGUUUCUCGGUGGGAUGCAAGAGCAGGUCGUCCUGCCAUCCGUAACGGGGCUCAAUACCACCAUGAGCAUCGCGGAGAGAAGCAGACGAUGGCAACUGGCCAUAGUGGUGUUCACGAGCAUAGCUGCUGCGAGAAAGAGCCCUGAUGUCAUCAGCUACAACACAGUGGUCAAUGCUUGUGCCAGAAGGGGCCACUGGAAGGCAGCCAUGCACUUGCACGAGAUGAUGCUGACAGAGAUGAUCCAACCUGACGUCAUCAGCUUCAACACCACAAUGAGGGCCUGCAACAUGGGGAGGGAGUGGCAGGCCGCGCUAAACCUGUUGUCCACGCUCCCUCGCUUUCGGCUCACCCCAACCACCAUUACAUACAACACCGCCCUCUGUGCAUACGAUGUUGGGCAGCAGUGGCAGCGGGCAAUUGGGCUCUUCGACUAUAUGACCAGGAUGUCCAUCGCCUUAGCAGACAGUUGCAAUGCUGCCAUGAGCGCCGGUAAGACGGCCAGCGCCUGGGCAUCCGCUGUGCAGCUGCUGGCCGACAUGCCGAGCAAGGCCAUUCAGCCAGACAGGAUCAGCUUCAACACCGCAAUCAGUGCAUGUGAGCAAGGAAGCGAUUGGCUCAUGGCUCUCGCACUCCUCCUC
Molecule: messenger RNA, 1107 nt
Organism: Symbiodinium natans
Lineage: Eukaryota; Dinophyceae; Suessiales; Symbiodiniaceae
Source: the annotation of a GenBank genome assembly